Messenger RNA from Chlamydomonas reinhardtii, 9637 nucleotides. RefSeq lists its product as uncharacterized. Gene Ontology annotation, molecular function: catalytic activity. The transcript is spliced from 7 exons. The record is from RefSeq and is a predicted model, not a curated record. Lineage: Eukaryota; Viridiplantae; Chlorophyta; Chlorophyceae; Chlamydomonadales; Chlamydomonadaceae. The coding region runs from base 523 to 9408 and encodes 2961 amino acids.
CUUGCUAUUCUUGCAUCCUCUCUUCCUUCUGCACAGCUUUGAAACAGUUGACGUCAUUUCUCUCGCGCUGUUUGACUUGCUUCCUUUUGUUUUAGGCUUCUUAAGGCCUACGAACCACUGUGAAGCAGUUUGCAUUUGUGGGCGUCCUCGUUUUUCGUCAGUCCACUUUGCAGCUGUAGCGCGACACUCCCUCUCCAGCGCCCUUCAGCCUAUGCCGGCUUGUGCUUUGGAACUCGACACUGCUAUGGAAUAGGAUUCUGGCGGUUCAGGAGCGUCGCCGUGGAGUUGGCGACAUUUCGCUUGUCGGCAUUUUAACAUCUCGGCGAGCACCACACUUCACCAGCUUGGAGCCGGCGGCGUAUCAACCUUUGUGGUUGGUCAUUUGCAUCCGCGCGUGCAGCAGGGUGCUUUGGGUGUGGCGGUCGGGGGAGCCCUGCAGCACUUGGCUGUUGUUUUGGGGUGUGGCUCGUCUUCGUGCCCUUGUUGCCUGGUGCCUGGUUGCCUGGCGCCCGCCCUGCUGUGAUGCCCUACUUGGCAGCGGACAGCACCCCUGCAGGUGGGGGCAACACUGCCAGCCCGUUCUUCAGCCCCGGGCUGCAGCUCCACCUUGCCCUGUCUACGCAUAGCCUGGCGGACGGCGUGCAGGACCUGACGACUCAGCCCCAGGGCCCCAGCCUGCCUACCUACCCAGUCCUUCUGGUGGGUGCCACCACGGGGCUCCCAGAGGGCGAGCAGCUGUCCUCAGCCGGCGUCCGGGAAGUGACCAGUGCUGCCCUGUCAGUGCUGGACACCAUGUGCCGGCAGGGCAACCAGCCGCAGCUCUUGCAGGGCCACUCUCUGCACAGCACAGGCCGCCCCUCCCGCACGUUUGCGGGGCUGGCCUUCAGCCGGCGCGCGACCAGCGCCAGCAAAGCAGCCUUCACAGCGGAGCUCAUGCGCAAGUCGCCGCUGGCGGUACCGCUCCAGCGCGGUCAGGCUGUCCUCACGGUUCACGUGCCAGUGGACACCCGGCCCAUCAUUCCGGGCACCUACACCGUCACGGUCAAGAUGGUAGGGGGCCCUGUGUGGGGGGCUUUCCGCGGUCGCACUGAUUUGGUGCUGCAGGCGGGUGGCUAUCCCACCACCUCGGACCCCUCGAACCUGGCGUGUGCUUAUGUGGUCUCAGAGCAGUGCGCCAAAUCGGUGGGCCCCAAGGGGGAGCCCCAGGCCCCCGCAGGCCAGGGCAUCACCAACCACAUCUUUGCCUGUGUACGGGGCCCAGUCUGGGACCCGCAGCUCUCUCACCUGCAUUGUGCCAAGUUUGAGAUGCCAGGUGAGGAGCCCAUGCAGGUGGAGGUCCGUGGCGCCCCCCAGGCGGCUGGGACGGCCACGACAGCUGCGGCAGGCAGCCUUGCUCAGGCUGCAGCCGGGGUCGCCGACCUGGGUGGCAACACCUUGGGUGUGGUGAGGCCCGCGGCUGCCAUGGCGACCGCAGCGGACAUCGUUGACCACGUGGGGGACGUGCAGAUGCAGGAGGCGGCGGGUUUGGGUGACGCGGCGGCUGCAGCUGCUGGCGCCAGCGGGCCACACAGCAGGGCCCCGCCCCCGCUGCCAGUUCUGGUGGCGGGGGGAAGCAACCGUGCUGCUGCGGCUGCCCUGCGGGCCGCACUGCAGCAGCAGCCCUCUUCGCAGCAGCGGGUGACCGCGGGAGGGCUUAGCGGGGUCCAGCCGGCGGCAGGCGUGGGGGGGCCGCCGGCAGCCAGGCCUCGCCCUGCCGGUGCUGGGCCGGCUGGCGUGCAGCAGCAGCCCAGUGGCGCUCCCGCGCCACGGCCGCCCUUGGAUCAGCAGGCAGCCGCUGGGCAGGAUCAGGAGCAGACCGCUGUGAUGCAGCGGUACUUGGCCGAGCUGGCGGACCUCAAUCUCCAGCGGCAACGGCGGUUACAGCAACAGCAGCAGCAGGAGCUGCAGCGCCAGGGGCAGUCACCCAGGCCCCGGACCGGCUCCCAGGUUGUGGUCCUGGCCACGCGGGGGGGGCAGGACGGGGCGGGCGGUAGCCCUGGCGUGGCGGCGUCACGGCGUGGGCAACGUGUUGACAUAGUUGACCACAUGGGGGACGUGCAGAUGCAGGAGGCGGCGGGUGUGGGUGACACAGCGGCUGCCGCUGGUGGCGCCAGCGGACCACCCGCCGUGGCCUCGCCCUCGCUGCCAGCUCUGGUGGCGGGGGGAAGCACCCAUGCUGCUGCGGCUCCCCUGAGGGCCGAGCGACAGCAGCAGCCCUCUUCACAGCAGCGGGUGGCAGCGGGAGGGCUUAGCGGGGGGCAGCCGUCGGCAGGCGUGGGGGGGCCACCGGCGGUCAGGCGUCGUACUGCCGGUGCUGGGUCGGCUGGCGCGCAGCAGCAGCCCAGUGGGGCUCCCGCGUCACAGCCGCCCUUUGAUCAGCGGGCAGCCGCCAGGCAGGAUCAGGAGCAGACCGCUGUGAUGCAGCGGUACUUGGCCUACAUGGCGGACCUCCAUCUCCAGCAGCAACGGCGGGUACAGCAACAGCAGCAGCAGGAGCAGCAGCGCCAGGUGCAGCCGCCCAGGCCCCGGACCGGCUCCCGGUUUGCGGUCCUGGCCACGCUGGGGGGACAGGACGGCGUGGGUGAUGGCGCUGCCACGGCGGCGUCUGGGCGUGGGCGACAGGCGCAACCAGCCGUGCACGCACCGCCGCCGCCGCCACAGCAACAGCCCCGCUCUAAAGGGCGCGGUGGCCCCGCCCAGCUCCCGCAGCAGAGGGCAGGGCGCUUGGGCGGCGGGCUGCCUCCCCCGCAGGACGGUGCUAGCUCGCCACCGCACGUGCCCACUGGGCGGCCGGCCGGGGGACAGCAGGAUGGUGGGGGCAGCGGGUCGCGGCGCCAGGGUGGAGGAGCGGGGCAGGCAGUGCCUCAGCCGCCGCCCCAGGCGCGGCCGCCACUGCAGACGUCACAACCGGCGGGUGGUGGUAAGGGCAGGGGCAGGGGCCUGGGCGCGCCGGCUGGGGCUUCGGCCGACACGGCUGGGCGCGCGGGUGGGGGUGCGGGCAGUGAGGCGGAGUACGGGGCCGUUUGCCUGACCCGGGACGCGUGUGUUGCCAUCGGCUCUGACCUCGUGACGCACCAGAACCGCUGCGCAGAUGUGCAGGGGUUUGAGUGGGCGCAGCUGGGCCACGACACGCUUGGUGGCCGCCUCCUCGCCUACCUCCGUGACCAGGGCGCCACCGUACCGGACUGGGCCGUCUGCCGCGUGCCGGCCGGCCGUACCGCCGUCCUGGCACAGCUGCGCGACGAGUUCACUGGCUGGUGGCGCCUGUACUCAGCCCAGCCUGCAGAUACACCCCUGCCUUCCGACGUGACGGAGCAGCUGGAUGACGCCGCGCAGCAGGUGCAGACGGCCUACAUGGACUACGUGCUCCUAGACGCCCGCACCCUGCGGUCCGCUAAGCGUGGGCCGGCGGACCCCGGCGGGGCCAGCGGGCCCAGCCACCGGCAACGCCAGCACCGCAGCCGCAGUACCUCCAGCCCCAUGAGCCUGGGCAGCGCUCCAUUGCACCCCGGCGGCGCCAGCUCAGUGAAUGUCAACGGCCUGGGCUCGCCGUUCAAGGCGCGGGCGCUGGUCUCGCACCUGCAGCAAGUUGGGGCGGAUGUGGCGAUGGUGCAGGAGACCCACGCUACUGACACGACGGCGCUGGAGUCUUGCCUUCGUGCCGCGCAGGGGGCGUGCCUUCCGUGGCGCCACUGCCUCGCUGCCAGCCCGGCAGCGUCGCCCCGCUCCUGUGGGACGGCUAUCCUGGCGCGGAGUCGGCUGUCCCUUCCAGGCUGCGUACUGCAGCCGCCGUCAACGGAUGCGGCGGGCCGUGUGGUAUGUUGGGAUUGGGACGUGGGUCACCUGCGCCUGCGCUUUGUGUGUGUGUAUGCGCCCACGGCCGUGGCGGACAAGCCUGCUUUCUUUGCCGGGCUGCAUCCCCACCUGGCCACGGACAGGGUGCUUGUUGUCGGUGGGGACUGGAACUGUGUCACCGAUGCCAGUCAGGAGGCGGCCCCUAGCCCGUCACGUGCUGCAGGUGCCCCGCAACUUGCCAGCCUCCUCGCCCAGUUCAGUCUGGUGGACCCUUGGGCGAGCAAGCGUGGCGGCGCCAAGGGCUACACGCAUCCGGCCACACCCAAGCCAGCCACUCCCGCACGCCUGGAUCGGUGGUAUGUCAGUGCCACCGCGGCGACGUGGGUGGUGGAUGUCGCUCGCACGUACGGGGCGCCUGGGGACCACAACGGUGUGCUGCUCACCCUGUCCUUGCCCGACCUGCCACAUGCGCACCGGGAGCAGUGGCGCUUCCCCACCUACCUGCUGUUUCACCCCUCGCUGCGUUUGGAGCUCAAGCAGCGCUUGGAGGCGCACGUUGCCGCAAAUCCCGUGGCCAGUACAGGUGACGGCGCUUGCACGCAAUGGGAGGCGGACAAGUUCUUCUUGCGGGAGGCCGCCACCAGCAUCCACCGUCGGCAUGCACGCCAGACCCGGGACGGGCUGCAUGGGGUGGUGCUGGCCGCAGACGCGGCCGCUGCCCUGGCCGACCGGCCGGGUGCCAGCGCCGCGCAGCGUCAGGCUGCGGCCAUGGCCAACUUGGCGGUGCGGGAGGAGCGGGCAGCUGCCGCAGCAGCCAGCCACAAUGCCCGCGCUGCGCUGAUGGAGGAGCAUGGGGAGCGGGGCACACGCUGGUUCCAUCGGCAGGCUGACGAGCCAGCAGCCGGCGCGCAGGAGCCCAUCACGCACUUGAAGGUGCCGGGGCAACCGGCGCCUGUGGCGCUCACGGGGCCGGGCACGCGCAACACUGUCUCCGCAGCCGCCGCAGCCAUGUACAGCAGCACCAGCCCCACCGGCCUGUUCCGCGUGCAGCCUGUCUGUACGGUGUCGCAGCAACAGCUUCUGGAGGCCAUUGACCGCAAGGUUCCGGCGGAUCUGCAGGCCGCCGCAGAGGGGUCCGGUGACGGCGCCCUCAGUGAUGCCGAGCUGAUGGCAGCGCUGGCUGGCUCCGCCAAUGGUAAAGCGCCUGGGUCGGACGGGGUCCCGUACGAGGUGUACAAGGUUUUCUGGGCGCUGCUGGGUCCGCGCUUGUGUGCUGCUGCUGCCGCUGCCUUUGCUGCCGCUGCAGACGCCCACGAUGGCGGUGAAAUGGCGGCAACGCUGCCCGCCUCCUGGCGGGAGGGCAUCAUCACCCUCAUCUACAAGGGCAAAAGCCUGGACCGCGCCGAGCUGGCGUCCUACCGGCCCAUCACGCUGCUCAACUGCGACUUCAAGAUGGUGUCCAAGGCCGUCAGCGCCCGCCUGCAGCCCGCCCUGGAUGCAGUUGUGGAUGAGCUGCAGACCGCGUUCAUCACCGGCCGCUGGAUUGGAGACAAUGCGCUGUACCUCCAAGGCCUGAUCGAAUGGAUGCGCCUGGACGUGGGCGCGGACGGCACGCCACGGCAGGGUGGUGCGCUGUACUUCUUGGACAUUGAAAAGGCGUAUGACCGGGUGCACCGACAGUGGCUGUAUGCGUCCGCGGAGGGACUGGGGUUUGGGCCGCGCAUGCUACGCUGGAUCCGCCUGCUCACUGCCAACGGCUCUGCCCGCGUGUGUGUGAACGGGAUGCUCUCUGACGCCUUCCCAGUGCUGAACGGCUUGCCGCAGGGCAGCACCGCCUCACCACCCCUGUGGGUCAUCCAGAUGCAGCCACUGACGUCCUUUCUGCGGCGGCAGGUGGAGCAAGGGGCACUGCGCACGCCCCUGUUACCCAGCGGCGAGCAGGCGCCACCUGCUGCCCACCACGCUGACGACACGACCCUCACGGCGCGCGACCCGGCGGUGGACGGGCCGGUCCUGAUGGCGGCAGUACAGCUGUUCUGCCGCGCGUCCAACGCCCGUGUCCAUCCGGACAAGAGCAAGGCCAUGGGCCUUGGCAGGUUUGCGCACCUGACGGGCCCUUGCCCACACACGGGGGUGCCGUUUACCACUGGCGCCGUGACGCACCUGGGUGUGCCUCUGUCGUGCGACUCUGUUGCGGCUGCAGCUGACCUGUACACCCGGCGGGCUCGCGGUAUGGCGUUUGUGGCGCGUCUGUGGGCUGCCCUGUCUCUGACUCUCGUUGGCCGUGUGCACAUUGCGAAGCAGGUGCUGGCGGCGAAGCUGGCCUACCACUUCAGCUUCCUCAACCCGUCGCCUGCGCAGCUGAAGGAACUCACCGACCUGGUGGACCACUUUGCUGCGCGCUCCAUGCACGCUGAGGACGCCAGCCUGGUGUCGCACGGGAACCCGCUCCUGCUGCCAAAGCGGGAAACGGCAUGUCUGACGUACAAGGACGGGGGUGUCAACCACGUCGACCUGCCUGCGUUCCUGUCUGCCCUGCAAGCUAAGACUUUCGCCCUCCUUGCCCAGCCAGGCCGGCAACCCUGGAAGAUGCUCACCCGGGCGCUGCUUACCCAUGUGCGCCCGGCCUCAGCCACCACGUGGGCGUGGGUGUACAGCGACGCGCCAGCGCCAGCGGGGCUGCCUGCCCGGCUGGCGGCCGCGGUCGGCCACGUGCGGAGCGCGGGUGUGGAACAGCAUCCGCCGCAGCCAGCCACUCAGCCACCAGCGGCGCCGCCACAGUGGCGGGUUAGCCUGGACCAGCUGUGGGUGGCUAAUGCUGCGGGGGCUGUGUCCUACGUCCACUACACGGGGCGGCUCUUGGAGCCUGGGCCUGGCGUGCUGCCCCCGGCGGUGGAUGGGGCGUGGCAGCCUGCCUGUGUGCUGCAGCAUCGCAAGCCGCGGCACCUGUGGACCUUUGAAGAGCGGGCGGCGUACGAUGCAGCAUCACCAGGGGAACGGGCGGGGGCGUGGCCUCGGGCGCCGUACUUCCUGGCGCCGGAGGCUGGGGUGGUGGUGCACCCGGAGCACUGCCGGAUUGCGGGUGUCAGCCUGGCGGACUACACGGUGCGGGACGUGCGGCGGGCCAUCACCGCGGCUAACCCGGCCGCACCUCCGGCUCCGGCCCGCCCUGCAGCCAUGCCGUGCCCAGCGCCAGCACAGCAGGCGGGGGGUUCGGGGACCCAGCCGGCGGCACAGUCGCGGCUGGUGGAGCGGGAGGCGGAGUGGCAGCGUGCAGCGGCGCAGCUGACCACCACGGCGGCGCAGCAUUUCCACAAUAACCCGGUAGCUCUGGACCCCUGGCUCCACCGCACCUCUGCGGCAGCCGCGCUGCAGAACACGCCCCUGUUCAACCUUCUUCUCACCGCACAGCUCAAGGCGGCUAAGCUGGAGCACUUUGUUGCCAUCUGGUCGGCGGGUGGCGCGCUUUGUGAAGUGGAGGAGGUUCAGGCUGACUUGUACACCCGGCGGGCUCGCGGCAUGGCGUUUGUGGCGCGUCUGUGGGCUGCCCUGUCUCUGACUCUCGUUGGCCGUGUGCACAUUGCAAAGCAGGUGCUGGCGGCGAAGCUGGCGUACCACUUCAGCUUCCUCAACCCGUCGCCUGCGCAGCUGAAGGAACUCACCGACCUGGUGGACCACUUUGCUGCGCGCUCCAUGCACGCUGAGGACGCCAGCCUGGUGUCGCAUGGGAACCCGCUCCUGCUGCCAAAGCGGGAAACGGCCUGUCUGCCGUACAAGGAUGGGGGUGUUAACCACGUCGACCUGCCUGCGUUCCUGUCUGCCCUGCAAGCUAAGACUUUCGCCCUCGUUGCCCAGCCAGGCCGGCAACCCUGGAAGACGCUCACCCGGGCGCUGCUUACCCAUGUGCGCCCGGACUCCGCCACCACGUGGGCGUGGGUGUACAGCGACGCGCCAGCGCCAGCGGGGCUGCCUGCCCGGCUGGCGGCCGCGGUCGGCCACGUGCGGAGCGCGGGUGUGGAACAGCAUCCGCCGCAGCCAGCCACUCAGCCGCCAGCGGCGCCGCCACAGUGGCGGGUUAGCCUGGACCAGCUGUGGGUGGCUAACGCUGCGGGGGCUGUGUCCUACGUCCACUACACGGGGCGGCUCUUGGAGCCUGGGCCUGGCGUGCUGCCCCCGGCGGUGGAUGGGGCGUGGCAGCCUGCCUGUGUGCUGCAGCAUCGCAAGCCGCGGCACCUGUGGACCUUUGAAGAGCGGGCGGCGUACGAUGCAGCAUCACCAGGGGAACGGGCGGGGGCGUGGCCUCGGGCGCCGUACUUCCUGGCGCCGGAGGCUGGGGUGGUGGUGCACCCGGAGCACUGCCGGAUUGCGGGUGUCAGCCUGGCGGACUACACGGUGCGGGACGUGCGGCGGGCCAUCACCGCGGCUAACCCGGCCGCACCUCCGGCUCCGGCCCGCCCUGCAGCCAUGCCGUGCCCAGCGCCAGCACAGCAGGCGGGGGGUUCGGGGACCCAGCCGGCGGCACAGUCGCGGCUGGUGGAGCGGGAGGCGGAGUGGCAGCGUGCAGCGGCGCAGCUGACCACCACGGCGGCGCAGCAUUUCCACAAUAACCCGGUAGCUCUGGACCCCUGGCUCCACCGCACCUCUGCGGCAGCCGCGCUGCAGAACACGCCCCUGUUCAACCUUUCGGGUGAGGGGCCGCGGCGGUCCGCGCGGCUGCAGGAGCAGGCGGCGGGCGGGGCGGGGCCUAGCACGGGGCCUGCCACGGCGGCGGCGGCAGCAGCGGCGGCGGUGGAGGGCGACCCUCGCAUGCCGCCCCCGGAUGCGUCCCUUCUGCGGGGUACGUGGCGGAGGCUGUGGGACAGCCACGCCAGUCGGGGGGCAAAGGUGCUGGUGUACCGGCUGCAACAUGCUUACCUGCCUUGCGGGCUGUACAGGGCGGGCAAGGGCAUUCGGCCACGGGUGACCACGGGGUGCGGGGGGUUGGGGGCGCACUGUCCUCACCCCGCCUGCGGGCCACCUGGCCCGCGGGCGUGGGCCAGCCUGACGCACAUCUUCCUGGAGUGUCCAGCUUAUGCGCAGGCGAGGACGUGGCUGCAGCAGCUGUGGGCCUGCGUUGCGCCCCAGGCAGCGGCGCCGCCAGUGACGGACGCGGGCUUCAUGCUGGGGGACCGCAUGGGUAUGUGGGCCUCAGGCCCGCGGGGGGCGGGCGCGCUGCUGUGGAGCACUUUGCGGGCCACCUUCUUGUACGCCGUCUGGUGUGCGUACUGGUCCCGUGAGCCUGCUAAGCAGACGUCGGAGCAUGUGGUUCGGGAGGUGGUCAGCGAGCUGCGCAGGGUGAUGCAGCUGCGUUUCACUGCCGCCACGCUAACCCCUGAAACCCUGUCGGCUCUGCCCACACAGCUUCUCACCGCACAGCUCAAGGCGGCUAAGCUGGAGCACUUUGUUGCCAUCUGGUCGGCGGGUGGCGCGCUUUGUGAAGUGGAGGAGGUUCAGGCUCUGGCUGGCGUCGCAGCGCCUGGGCGGCUGUGGGACUUCCUGCUCAGCGCGUCUUGCAGCGGGCUGGAGCCCGCCUAGUCAGCGCCACAUCUGGCCCGUUUAGUUUUCUGCUUGUGUCUCCUCUGCCGGUUCUCCUGGGGUGUUGCUUAAGCAACCGACUUGUGGGGGUGGGGUGGGUUUGGGCGGGGCGAGUGCGUAGCGCUGGUGUUUCCUCUUCUGGCGCGCGGUGGUGGUGGUUCUUGCGGUUAGGCUGUGGUGUAGGCUGGUGCUUGGGUUAGGUCUGGCGGUGUUUUUGUGCAACUCCUCC